UGGACCUCUUUCAGUACUCGUCUAGUCUGUAAUCUAGAACCAUCUUUCCAAGUGUUAAGCUUAGUUUAAGAAUAGCUGAAGAAAAAAAAUCAUUUUACCCAACAAUCGUUAGUUUUUUCGCAAUUUAUCCGUAGUGAUCACAUUAAAAAAAAUCUCACGAUAUGGAGAAUAGUGCAAAUUUUUCACGGUUCAACCACCGCAAUUCGAUUUUGUGGUGACAAAAAAGAAGACGUGAAAAUUUUCAUCUACAAUCGACAAAUAUUGUCAUUCUCUAAGACGAAAAAGUCACUAAAACUUAAAUUGAACCCGAAAAUAAAUCGAUUAUAUCACAAUUGUGUGCAAAGUGUACAAGUGUAGUCUUUUGUAUUUGAUAAGGAUGAACAUUUUGUUAUAUAACGCAUUGCAACUUGUCUCGCUACUAUUGCGUCGGCUAAGAAAAACAAAUAUACAGUAAGGAAGUGUCUUGCCCUUCCUCAUCGAGUGACAUUGCGGGUGGAAUUUUAUAAAAAAUUAACACAGUGAAUCGCGACAUUUGAAUGGUUUACAAUCCUCCCAAAAGCGAGUAACCACCCCCUCGAAAUUAUACCCCUAUCCCAAUGACUUCAUACAUUCUCUUUCCCAAAAUAGACCGUAGAAAGUAGCAAUUCUUUCGAGUUAAAAAUUCCUCACCAGAGAAUAUAUUUAGGAAUCAUAAAGAAGUAUAAAAGAGAAAAAUUUAUGCUAAAAAGCACGUGAAUGGUUCAAUGUGAGUUAUGCAAUAAUACAACGACUGCUACACUAUUCGGCAGCGACAGUGGCGACCUCAGUUGCUGCUCCCCACUCCGAUUGGCGCAUGUGUUGGUCGAUUCUCCGUCGUUUCAACAUUUGAAGUGGAUGCCGGUGCAGGGAGAAAAGAGACAAUUACGACGUGAGUGAGAUAGAAAGCAACCGGUGACUGCCUAUCCAUUCAUUGCUGUUGAAGUGUUUAAAAGGAUAUAGAUCGAAGGAGAUUCGUCAAAUUGAAAACCCUACAACCCUAUAAAACCCCAAUCGAACGACCCUUAAGGAGAUUAUCCAAGCUAAAAUUGGCAACUUUUCCACGUGCGACAGAGACAACAUAGAGAAUAAGAUAUGGUUAAGAAAGGGACAAAGAAGAAAACUAAAUGGCAUUCACUCCCCAUGGAGGAGACCAGUGGCGCCACACCAGUUACUGUGGGAAAUCACCGAGACCAAACAUUUGUGGACAAACCCUUUUCCGCGUGGCGACUAAACACAAAAUCCUCAUCGACAUCAUCUCAAACCUCAACACAAUCAAAUGGGGACAAUUCAACAAAAAUUCCCAGUGAAACAUCGAAUAAUUCACACGUAAAUGGAUACCAUCAACCUGUGGAUCAUCCAACUCGACCACCUAGUCAUCGAAGACGCAAUUAUCAAAAUUCCUACCACGGGGGUGGACGACACUAUGGGCAGAGGGUGUCAUCUUCUACCAAUUACAGGAAUAGCUACUCAGGACAGAGUACUAACAAUAGGGAAAAUUCGAAACUUACAUUCAAUGAAGACGAAUACACGCGAAUAACGACGCCCCGCCAGGAUGUUCUGUUCAAGAAGGGCUACUUGUCGCGCCCCAAGAGAUUCACCCCAUUCAACAAUGCACCCAUCAGUGAUCCUGCCACCACCCCCUCAUCUUCAGGUUCUGGAGCAGUCAGUGUGACCUCAAUGGAUGAUUCGGCAACACCCAGUACACAAUCCGUAACCCCCGAACACUGUCACAGUACGUCGGAGCCAUCAGAUGGCGACUACCCAUUCAUGUAUCCCGGAUUUUUCGAUCAAAAUGGAAUUUUAUACGUGAAUCCAUACACAACUUUCGAUCCCUACGGAAAUGGUCAAAUGUUGAUGAUGCCUUAUGCAGUGAACAAUCUGGGUUCAAUGGAUAUGUAUAACACACCAUUAAAGCCUUAUGAUGCUCCGUGUUCAUCUAUUGACUCACAAAUUACUUCCCCUGGUUCGGCAAGUCCGCACAAUGAAGAAUCGCCUGAAGGAACUCCACCAAUUGCCGAAGAAAGUACCGACGAAGCAGUCGAUGAUGAAAAUAAAAGUGAAAUAUCGCAUCUCAAUCCGGAUUCCACUAACUUCUAUCCACAAUCUAUCCCACCCAUCCCACCACUCUACCAUCCACCGACUACCUUUUUCUACACCCCCUACAUAAUUGGCUCACAAAUGAUGCCACUCUGCGAUGAUGCACUUGCCUACAAUGACCUUCUUCCGAAUGAAACUGAGGAUAGUAGUUGCAUCAAUGAGGAAGAAAAGGACGCAAAGACACCGACAAAGGGAGCUAAUUCAGCUGAUGCCACAUUGGAUGAAGGUGGAGUAGCUCAGAAUGAUGAAAGUGACGCAGGUCGUCAAAUCUCCCCAGAAUCUUCAUCGAAUGGUUGUGCAGAGAUCCCCAAAGAAGCUCAAAUUAAUAAUGUGAUACCACAGGAAAAUGUGAAUGGUGCAUUCAAGAGUACCCUAAAUGUGGAAGUGCAGGAAUUCCACCCAAGAUACUACCGCAGUCGUCCCCAGCCCACAGAGAAAGUGCAUGCAAAGGAUGAGGGAUCUGCUGGUUCUAAAGAUAAUGCCAAGAGUGAGAAGAGUCGAAAGGAGAGUGUUGGCAAGAAGAAACCAAAUCAGCCGUACAGUCAACUGGUUACUAAUCGAAAACUCCUUCAGGAAGCCACAAAAUCGAUUCAGGAGCAGAAUAUUGAUCUUCUGAAGAAGAAUUCCCUCACGAUGUCAGCCAAUGGGGUUCCCAGUGACACCAAAUGGCAGACAGUUGUGAAGCCUCGUGGACGAAAGGGACGAGUGGCAUUUGAGGAUAUAAAUGACGAAGGCAGUGAUCCAGAGGAAUCACAGCAAAAUGUAGAGAAUGAGAAAUUGGGGAUGAAGGAAAAUGAGAAAUUAUUGUGUGAAAUACCACAGAAUUCAUCUCCGGCAAAUGGUAAAAAUAGCUCGAGCAAAAAGGGAAAGCCCAAGAAGAAGAGUGUGGGAAAGAAGAGCAAAAAACAGCGACAGUCCGUAGGUUUUGAAGUGAUUGAGCCAGAUUUUGGGCGGAUUGUCCUCAACAAAAAGACUGAAAUAACCCAGGAUGAGUGUGAAGACUCAGAGGUUGAUGAAAUUGGUGCUACACGUGCUGAUGAGGAAGUGGGAAAGGAAGAGGAGGUGAUGGUGGUUGAAAGAACUGAGGACAACAUUAUUGAUGUCUGUGAUGAUGCAGAAUGUCGUGAACUUGAGGCUGAACUUCAGCAUAUUGAAUGUAUACUGAAUAUGGGAGUUGAAUCCCAUUUGGAGGAUGUGACUGAGUCUGAGAAUGUCUACAAUGGAACAUCUACAUCCUCUCCACUUCCAGAAGAGGUUGUAAAUGUUCCAGAAAUUGUUGAGGAUGUUGCAGAGGCAUCAAAUGAAACUGUUGAGGAUGAUGGGAGCGUAUUUGAGUGCAGGGAAGAAGCUAAUCCGGUAGAGACAUGUAAGGAGGACAGAGAAGAAAUUCAACAGGAAGUUCAUGUUGACAUUGCGGAAAGGCAGAAAAUCUCAUUACUCGAAGCUGUUACUCAAUGGUUGGAUGAGAAACAGAGGAUGAAUUCGACAGAGGAACUCUUCAAAUUGCCAGAAGAUCCUGCCAUUCUGCAGCGACUCCUUGAAUCUGCCUUCGUGGACAUGGGCAGUGAGACAAGCAAUGAAACCGACUCAGAGGCAGAUGCAUCGGACAAUGACAAUUCUCUGCCACCUCCGGUGCAACUGAAGAAUCAAAUGAGCCUCUCAGAGGAUGAUUCAAUUGACACCGACAGUGACUACCAAAGUGAUGGUCAGGGGAAACGAAUGACUUCGAUAUCAUCAUCAGAGUCAUAUUCCCCACAACAGAAAUCACCGGAAAUUGUAAAGACAACUGAUUCUCAGUCAAAACUGGACAAUGAGGCGCAUGUACUGACAACAGGAUCUCCAACAUUAAAUGUAACUUCGGUAAAUUCACUUAAUCAUAGCUCUAGUAACUCAAUCAUUAAUGUUAACUCACAAAAUGCCACGCUUCAAAAUGAUACAUAUACCAAAUCACCCGUUCUGUGCAUUCUAAUGUAAAGACAUCCAAAUUGCAAAAAAAAUCAUACGAAUACCAAAAAGAAAAAUACAAGAAAUAGCCAUAAUCGAGAACUAAACGCUAAAUAAUUAGACAUCCUCAAAAGUAAUUUAAAAUCUAUCAAAAAUAAAUAAAUAAAUAAAAAAGCGUAGGGAUUAAUAAAAUUCAUUUCUAAAAAAAAAAAACGUAACUGAAGUCUUAAGGCAAUGAAGUUUUAUUUAAAAUAUAGUUUUCUGGGCUUCGCAAGUAACCCAAAUUUUUUUUUUAACCCUUUACGUCCUUUUAGAAAUUUAUGAAGUUAAACGAGAAACUUUUUAAUUUCUCCCUUUAUUUCACAAUUUACAUGUAAUAAUUAGAUAUAUUUAGAAUAUUAUAUGCUUAGGAAUUUAUAUUUCAAUGAAUUUUGAGAAAAAAAAAACAAAUGAAUUAUGUUAAAAGAUUUUUUUUUGAUGAUGAAAUUUGUGUGUAAUGCGAAAAUUCCUUUAUGGUCGAUUUUAAAUUAACGAUUUGAAAAAGGAAUAAAGAAGAACUCUGAAAUUUUAUUAUAAUGAAAAAAAAAGUCAUCUAUUAAACGCUAAAUAGUGUUAUGAAAAUACAAAAAAAAUAUUGAAAUGAAUAAUUGUUACGAAAAUCAAUAACAUUUGAAAUAUUCUAUAAAUGAAAUAACGUUGAAAAA
Molecule: messenger RNA, 4763 nt
Organism: Phlebotomus papatasi
Lineage: Eukaryota; Metazoa; Arthropoda; Insecta; Diptera; Psychodidae
Exons: 8
Coding region: 1111-4089 (992 amino acids)
Source: RefSeq, a predicted model, not a curated record